AUGAAUAUUGUAACAUCCUAUUUCUUAGUAAAACGUGUGGCUGGCAGUAUGUUUAUUGGUGAAGCCUCACUUCGUCACCGUACGGUGCGGCAACAGGAGUAUCUUGAGUGUAUUCGCCGUAAUGCCGAACACAGAGAAGUGGAAUCGUUGCAUAUUCUCAUUGAAGGCCAACAGGCAUAUGAUCACUUCCGCGAUCACGUUAUGCAGAAUAACAAUUUCUUUCCAUCUCCCACACUACGACGUAAAAUCAUACCGGUGUUGUGGCCCGAGAAACAACCCACAUAUGCUGAUAUGUUCCAACAUGCCAAUCGACUACUGCGGGGUAAAUUAACAAUGAUAUGUAAUGCUGAUGUGUAUCUCUCAUUAGAUGGUGCCUCUGUCUCUUCCCUGCAGCCGUUAUUUACAUCAUUACAUACAUCCCAUCGUGUGGCUCUGGCAUUAACACGGUAUGAGAGUGAGAAGCGAUGGGAUGCUCCUCUCAUUUAUGAUUAUCGUGGCUCGCAUGAUGCCUUUAUUCUCUCUCCACCACUCCCGCAUUCCUUUAUUGAAAGUGUACAACACCCGCAGAACUGUUAUAAGGCGGAGAAUGUCGUCCUUCACGAGCUGCAGCGGCACGGCUACAAAGUAGUGAAUCCGUGUUUGAGCUUUAUGUUAAUACAUAAACAUGAGGCGGAAUUGCGACAGUGGCUGCCGCCAGUGGAUGAGGAACGAUAUGCCAAAGCCCCACCAUGUACAAUUAAAGAGGCAAUAGAUAUGAUAAAAAAAAAAAAACUGGGGAAAUGA
This is a messenger RNA of Trypanosoma theileri, 783 nucleotides long. RefSeq lists its product as uncharacterized. The transcript has a single exon. NCBI's taxonomy places the organism in Eukaryota, Euglenozoa, Kinetoplastea, Trypanosomatida, Trypanosomatidae. The coding region runs from base 1 to 783 and encodes 260 amino acids. The record is from RefSeq and is a predicted model, not a curated record.